Penicillium subrubescens is the source of this 450-nucleotide messenger RNA. RefSeq names its product GNAT family N-acetyltransferase. The transcript has a single exon. Gene Ontology annotation, molecular function: acyltransferase activity, transferring groups other than amino-acyl groups. The coding region runs from base 1 to 450 and encodes 149 amino acids. NCBI's taxonomy places the organism in Eukaryota, Fungi, Ascomycota, Eurotiomycetes, Eurotiales, Aspergillaceae. The record is from RefSeq and is a predicted model, not a curated record.
AUGGAUUCCCAAGCUAUCAGCCUCCCCAAAGGCUAUAAACUCCAGCCUGGCUACCCUCCGACCUCCCAAUACCUUGAACUUCGCUUGGUUUCCGGACUCUCCCCGAAAACACCAUCCCAGGCCGCUGCAGUUCCCACUGGCAGCUGGUAUGGCUUUUACGUCACUUUCGAAGCCACCAAGGGCGAUCCACAACCGAUUGGAAUGGGAAGGAUAAUUGGAGAUGGUGGCUGGUAUUUUCAUAUUGCCGACAUGGCUGUGCAUCCUGAUCACCAGAGGAAAGGCCUCGGGGAUGUGAUUCUCAAAGCGCUCCUCCAGCAUAUUCACCGAGAGGCUCCUGCUGAUGGAAAGCCAUAUAUCACACUGUUUGCAGACGAGCCUGGUCGGAGGCUAUACUAUAAGAAUGGAUUUGUGGACGCGGCUCCUGGUCAGCUAGGCAUGUGGCUGAAGUGA